AUGGCUUACGUGCUAGUCACUCUCUGUUGCGCUUUUGCGGCCCUGGGGUCAUUCCUGUUUGGCUAUGACUCGGGGGUGAUCUCGUCAAGCAUAGAGCAGAAUGCCUUCCUGAUCAAAUUUGGGUCGCCUAGUCUGUCAGAUGCGGCCAGUGGUGGAAUUAUCUCCUCUUAUACAGGAGGGGCAAUCGUGGGGUCUUUGCUUGCGCCCUAUAUCUCUGAUUUCAAAGGCCGCAGAAUGGUCAUCUUCCUUGGAGGUCUUCUUGCUACACUUGGUGCUGCACUUCAGGGGAGCGAGGUUGCGCCACCCCGGAUUCGUGGUAUGCUAGCGAGCAUGCAGCAAUGGAUGAUUGGCCUGGGAAUCAUGGUGGCUCAAUGGGUCGGAUAUGGUUGUUCUCGCUAUAGUGGGGAUUUCGCCUGGAGAUUUCCUCUCUCGUUACAAACAGCGCCAGCUAUUAUCUUAACAUGCGGGAUCUGGUUUCUUCCCGAGUCGCCUCGCUGGCUCAUCGAACAUGGAAAAGAAGCCGCCGGGCGGUCGGUACUGACUAAACUCCAUUUGAACUUUAGCGCGACCAAUAGUCAGCUCGUUGAGGAAGAGUUGGUCCAGAUUCGCGAGAGUGUCGCUUACGAGCAAACCGCCGUCGUCCGCUCCUGGCGUCAGCUCUUACUAUCCCGGCAAUGGCGAUAUCGGAUUCUCUUAGCCUGUGGCUUACAAGCAUUCACGCAACUAUCUGGCGCAAACGUCAUCCAAAAUUACGGACCUCGCCUAUAUAAGUCCUUAGGUCUCUCUACAUCGAUGUCACUCAUGAUCAUCGGUGUCUGGGGUGCGCUGGCGCAGCUCUGGAAUACGAUUUUCAUGGCAUUCAUCGACAAAGUUGGUCGACGGAAGUUGCUUAUCCCAUCGCUGUUGGGUAUGGGCGCAGCCAUGUGCGUCGAGGCCACACUCGCGCGAUAUGUCGAUUUCAGCGACAGCAACGCUAACAAGAGCGCACUUCGUGCUGCAAUCGCCAUGUUCUUUGUCUUCUCUCUCUUCUACACAGCCCUGGGCAUGAUAUCAUGGAUCUACCCGGCCGAGAUUUUCCCUACAGCCAUUCGAGCUCGGGGAACUUCUGUAGCUACAGCGACGAAUUGGAGUCUGAACUUGAUCUUCGCGCAGUGCUCGCCUAUUGCGCUCACGAAGUUCGGCUCGAAGUAUUUUUACUGCUUUGUUGCUUUCAAUUGGGCCGCUAUGUUUAUUGUUUGGCUUUGCUACCCUGAGACUGUGGGCCACUCCCUUGAAGAGGUUGAGGAUGUCUUUACGGAUAAGACUCGGGUCCCACAGCCGGAAGUGAUUCCCGAGGCACCGAGCCCGGAUAUUGUGCGACCGCGAUCACAUGUCAAACAUAAGGGGAUGGAUCCUUUGUCUAUGCAUCCUACGAAUAGUAGCUGGAGCAGUCGCGGUAGCAACACAUCACCGCGGCUAUGGUGUAAGAAGAUGGAAGUAUAA
Messenger RNA from Penicillium longicatenatum, 1482 nucleotides. RefSeq names its product sugar porter family MFS transporter. The record is from RefSeq and is a predicted model, not a curated record. Gene Ontology annotation, biological process: transmembrane transport; carbohydrate transport. Lineage: Eukaryota; Fungi; Ascomycota; Eurotiomycetes; Eurotiales; Aspergillaceae. Gene Ontology annotation, cellular component: membrane. The transcript has 4 exons. Gene Ontology annotation, molecular function: carbohydrate:proton symporter activity. The coding region runs from base 1 to 1482 and encodes 493 amino acids.